Messenger RNA from Pestalotiopsis fici W106-1, 846 nucleotides. RefSeq lists its product as uncharacterized. The record is from RefSeq and is a predicted model, not a curated record. Gene Ontology annotation, molecular function: peptidase activity. Bases 1 to 846 code for a protein of 281 amino acids. The transcript is spliced from 5 exons. Lineage: Eukaryota; Fungi; Ascomycota; Sordariomycetes; Amphisphaeriales; Sporocadaceae. Gene Ontology annotation, biological process: proteolysis.
AUGGUCGAAUUCGUGGAAAUAAAUGGAGCUCAGCUAGCGUACCGAAUCUGCGGACCAGAAGAUGCUCCCCUCGUUAUUACCCUGCACGGCGGCCGGGGCAUGGGCAACCAUCAGUCUGAUUUCAAGGCGUUCAGUCCGCUCGGUGACAGCUAUCGUAUACUGUCCUUUGAUUAUCGGGGUCAUGGCCAAAGCAGCCGCACCAAGCCUUACACGUUUGAACAGAUCGUCGACGACAUUGAUGGUAUGAGGGCUCGUUUCGCUGGACCUGAAAAACAAGUCAUCAUACUGGGUGGAAGUUUUGGUGGAUUCCUUGCACAACAGUAUGCCAUCAAGUAUGCCUCCCACGUGUCGCAUCUGAUUCUUCGGGGUACAGCACCGUCACAUCACCACGAGGAAGGUGCCAUAAAGACACUCGAGCAGAGGCUGUCCAAGGUGCCCAGCUUCAGCAUUGAAAUGCUGAAAGACAAGGUUUUUGGAGCCUUUGAUAGUGACCUCGAGUUCCGCAUGGUGCACCUGGUCAUGUCCCCGCUGUACAGUGAAUCGUUUGAUGCAAACGCCGCAUUGCAGAGCUGUCUAAACAAUGUCUAUAACGCAGAGUCGCAUAAUGAUCUGUACUCGGAAAAGGAGAAAUACUUUGAUUACACCAAAGAUCUGCACCGAAUCACGGCCAAAACUUUGGUCGUUGUGGGCGACAAGGACUGGAUCUGCCCUCCAGAAAACUCAAAAUUCAUAGCAAAGGAGAUCAAGGACGCUGAACUCUUCUUGGUUGAGAAUGCCAACCACAGCGUUCAUGUCGAGAAGAACGACCUGGUGGUCAAGAAGAUCCGAAGCCAUCUUGAGAAGUAG